Molecule: messenger RNA, 2415 nt
Organism: Patiria miniata (bat star)
Lineage: Eukaryota; Metazoa; Echinodermata; Asteroidea; Valvatida; Asterinidae
Product: nucleolar RNA helicase 2-like
Exons: 14
Coding region: 202-2415 (737 amino acids)
Molecular function (GO): RNA helicase activity; RNA binding; ATP binding
Source: RefSeq, a predicted model, not a curated record
GAAGCCAGACGAUUCCCUUCAGUUUGAUGAAAAUAAUGGUCUAGUCUCCGCCGUUUAAAGACCGCGUAUGCAGAACUCGUGUUCACGCGUGUCAUACACGUGGUAUUGCGAUUUGUUGUGCAGGUGUAUUUUUUUCUGAACUUUGAAGUCUGCUCCGAUCUUUAAUACUACACAGAGUACAUCAUUUUAAUCGAGAAAUAAAUGCCGUGUGCUACUUCCAGAAUGGACGAAGACAUUGUUCCAGAAGCUGGACCGGAUGUCGAGACGAAGAAGACCAAAAAAAUCAAGAAAGUUAAGAAGCCAAAGCAAGAGAAGUCGACACCUGAGGCUGACAUAGCUGAGGAGCCCUCAGCCCCUUUGGUCAAUGGGCACGCCUCGCCUGUCGAGGACGAAGUGAAAGAAGAGAAAAAGAAGAAGAAAAGUAAGAAGAGGAAACAGGAGGACAGCAACGAUGAUGUCGGCGAGGGCCCCGUCGUCCAGAAGAAGAAAUCCAAGAAGAAAGAUGUCUCGGAAGAGGGCGCCGCAUCAGAUCCAGUCAAGAAGGUCCCUGACUUGCCUGAGUUGUCACCAGAAGAGAAAGAAGGCGCUUUUCAAAACUUUCGGAUAUCUCCAAAGACGAUUCAGCUUCUGAAAGCACGCAAGAUCACGUACCUGUUUCCUAUCCAGGCAAAGACAUUCAACGAUGUGUACGAUGGACACGACGUCAUAGCUCAAGCAAGAACUGGCACUGGCAAGACCCUGUCCUUCGCCCUUCCCUUGGUAGAGAAGUUGCAGGACAUACCCCGUAAGAGCGGACGACCACCUACUGUCAUGGCUUUGGCACCCACCAGGGAGCUGGCUAAACAGGUCUGUGAGGAGUUUGAAGCCAUUAGCCCCUCCCUCACCACCUGUUGCAUCUACGGGGGCGUGGCCUACUGGCCGCAGGAGUCGGCCAUCCGUAAAGGCAUCGACGUCCUGGUGGGCACGCCCGGGCGUGUCCUGGACUACGUCCAGAAGAAGAAGCUCAACCUGACCCAACUCAAGCACGUGAUCCUGGACGAGGUGGACCGCAUGCUGGACAUGGGCUUCACGGAAUCAGUGGAGGAGAUCCUCUCGGCCGUCUACAACAUCAAAGGUUCAGCGGCUGGCCAAUCUUCGGACGGCGAGAAGCCUCCUCCGGCCAACCCACAGACCCUGCUGUUCUCGGCCACAGUGCCUGCCUGGGUGCUCAACACGGCUAGGAAGUACAUGAGACAAAACCUGCGGAAACACGACCUGGUAGGAACACAUUCAGCCAAAACUGCUAAGAACGUCAAGCAUCUGUCAAUCCGCUGCAACUACAAAGACCGGCCCAACCUGAUCAGCGACGUGAUUCGCGUCUACAGCGGGCUGAACGGUCGCAUCAUGGUCUUCUGCGAGACCAAAGUGGAGGCCAACGAACUCUCCAUGAACCCCGCCAUGAAGGUGGAUGCUCAGGUCCUGCAUGGCGACAUCCAGCAACAGCAACGGGAAAUCACACUAAAGGGAUUCCGUGAGGGCAAGUUUCAGUGUCUAGUCACGACGGACGUAGCGGCCCGUGGUCUGGACGUCCCAGAGGUCGAUCUUGUCAUCCAGUGCUCCCCUCCCAGGGAUGUUGAUUCUUACAUCCAUCGUUCGGGGAGGACAGGGAGAGCUGGUCGCUCAGGGAUCUGUAUCUGUUUCUACAAACCGCAGGAAGAACACGACAUCAAGAGAGUGGAACACCAAGCGGGGAUGAAGUUUACCAUGACUGCACCGCCACAGCCCGAGGACAUCAUCAAAGCCAACACAGUGGAAGCCGCAAAGUCACUUGAGGCAGUCCCAGCCGGCAUAGUGGAUUACUUCCGGCAAGCGGCUAGAGAUCUCCUGGUAGAGAAGUCACCGGAGGACGCCUUAGCCACAGCCCUAGCGUACAUGUCGGGAGCCACCGAGAUGAAGACACGAUCCUUGAUAACGGCUCAACAGGGCCAGAUAACCUACCUCCUGAAGACCAACUACGCGAUGUACUCGUCCCAGGACGCCUUCCAAGCGUUGGGCUUUCAGCUCUCCUAUGACGUUAAGUCCUCCAUUAGAGAGGUGCGCAUCUGUAAGGACAGGCAAUCCGCAGCGCUGGACGUACCGCAAGAAGUGGAGACUCAGUUAAUGGAACAAUGGCAAGAUUCACCGGACUGCACCUUGAGCCGUGCGACUGAGCUCCCGGACAUUGUGACGCCAGCGGGGGGACGCGGAGGCGGCGGCGGUGGUGGAGGUCGGUUUGGAGGUGGGGGCGGGGGAAGGCGCUGGGGUGGGGGAGGGGGAGGCAGGGAUAGGAGGGGAGGGGGUGGGGGAGGUGGCAGGAGAGGUGGGGGUGGGGGAGGCGGCCGAUGGGGUGGUGGUGGUGGUGGUAGAAGGGGAGGGGGUGGGGGACGCAGGAGAUAG